This is a messenger RNA of Ylistrum balloti, 866 nucleotides long. RefSeq names its product mitochondrial coenzyme A diphosphatase NUDT8-like. The record is from RefSeq and is a predicted model, not a curated record. Bases 1 to 564 code for a protein of 187 amino acids. The transcript is spliced from 4 exons. Gene Ontology annotation, molecular function: coenzyme A diphosphatase activity. NCBI's taxonomy places the organism in Eukaryota, Metazoa, Mollusca, Bivalvia, Pectinida, Pectinidae.
AUGGCGGUGUUAAAAGUCAGACCUUGGGCCAUCACUUGGACGGUAGCCCCAGAUUUCUGUAGGAAUGGCUGUGUUAAAAGUCAGACCUUGGGCCAUCACUUGGACGGUAGCCCCAGAUUUCUUUUUCCAGGUGGAAUGAAAGAUGAUGUUGACCUUGACCUUUCCCAAACUGCCUUGAGAGAAACAUUCGAGGAGAUUGGUCUUUCAACUGAGAACGUAAACAUUUGGGGAAAUUUGCCGAAGAUUCCUAGUAAGAAGGAUGGGAAAAUUGAAGUUACUCCAUAUUUGGGAUUCUGUGGUGAUAUGGAUACAUCUAAGCUGGUGUUGGAUGAUUCAGAGGUGGACACUGUGUUUACUAGGACUCUCACUUCUCUCUGUGAUCCCGUCAAUGUUGGUUCUACUCAGUUUAGUAAUGGGUACACCCUGCCUGUAUUUCUGGGCGGGGAGUUCAGGAUCUGGGGAAUGACUGCUAUCCUGUUACAUCAAGCUCUGACCAUCCUUGCUCCAGGAAUGUACAAUUAUAAGCUACGACAUGUACGACCAUUACAUACCAAACCUUCUUGAUGACGGUUUCAUUUUAACUGUAAUCCAUUCAUGAUUUGUACAAUGUUUUAAUUUGAAAGUAAUUAUCUACCGACUAAUGAUGAGUUGUGGAGGGUUAAUGUGACUGCUGUUGAUUAUAUUAUGAAAGACAUGACAAAUUUUGACAUUAAUUAUUGACUAUUAAUUAAGUAUUUAUAAAAGUAAAUGAUGGGUGUCAAUUUGACAGGAACCAUCUUCAAAUCAGGUACAAAACUUAAAAGUUAAUGAACAUAUCACUUGUUGAAAACAAUCUCGUUGAUUUUCAAAUAAAUUUGAAAACAUUA